AUGCUCAACGAGGAGACCGAGUUAGAGGCAGAGGCAGAGGCAGAGGCAGAGGCAGAGGCCGAGUCCGAUUCCGAUACCGAAUCCGAGGCUGAGGCCGAGGCUCUGGCAGAGGCGGAGUCUGAAGCGGACUCGGAGUCCGAGUCGGCCAUUCCAAGCUGCCACGUGGACGGGUCGUCGAGCACCCACAGCGCGGACGACCACGGGUCCCACUCGCCACUUCCGCAGCUGCAGCUGCUGCUCUUCCUGCUGCUUGUCGGAAUCUGA
This is a messenger RNA of Closterium sp. Yama58-4, 264 nucleotides long. Lineage: Eukaryota; Viridiplantae; Streptophyta; Zygnematophyceae; Desmidiales; Closteriaceae. The record is from the annotation of a GenBank genome assembly.